Messenger RNA from Fukomys damarensis (Damara mole-rat), 3072 nucleotides. RefSeq names its product peroxisomal biogenesis factor 5 (gene Pex5). The coding region runs from base 20 to 1942 and encodes 640 amino acids. The transcript has 15 exons. Lineage: Eukaryota; Metazoa; Chordata; Mammalia; Rodentia; Bathyergidae. Gene Ontology annotation, cellular component: cytosol; peroxisomal membrane. The record is from RefSeq and is a predicted model, not a curated record. Gene Ontology annotation, molecular function: protein binding. Gene Ontology annotation, biological process: protein import into peroxisome matrix, docking.
CAGAGAGCCGGUGGUCGCCAUGGCGAUGCGGGAGCUGGUGGAGGGCGAAUGCGGAGGGGCCAACCCCCUGAUGAAGCUGGCCGGUCACUUCACCCAGGACAAGGCCCUUCGGCAGGAGGGACUGCGGACUGGGCCCUGGCCCCCGGGAGCCCCUGCCUCUGAGACCGUCUCCAAGCCUUUGGGAGUAGCUUCGGAAAAUGAGUUGGUGGCUGAAUUCCUGCAGGAUCAGAAUGUACCACUCGUGUCCCGUGCCCCUCAGACCUUUAAGAUGGAUGAUCUCCUGGCGGAGAUGCAGGAGAUUGAACAGUCCAGCCUCCGCCAGGCUCCCCAGAGAGCCCCUGGUGUGGCAGACUUGGCCUUGUCUGAGAACUGGGCCCAGGAGUUUCUUGCAGCUGGAGAUGCUGUGGAUGUGACUCAGGAUUAUAACGAGACUGACUGGUCCCAGGAAUUCAUCGCUGAAGUUACAGACCCCUUGUCUGUGUCGCCGGCCCGCUGGGCUGAGGAGUAUCUGGAGCAGUCUGAGGAGAAGCUGUGGCUGGGAGAGCCUGAGGGAGCAGCCACUGCCGAUCGCUGGUAUGAUGAAUAUCACCCUGAGGAGGAUCUGCAGCACACGGCCAGCGACUUUGUGGCCAAGGUUGAUGACCCUAAACUGGCUAACUCUGAGUUCCUGAAAUUCGUGCGGCAGAUUGGCGAGGGCCAGGUGUCCCUGGAGUCCGUUGCAGGGUCGGGCCGAGCUCAGGCAGAACAGUGGGCAGCAGAGUUUAUACAGCAGCAGGGUACUUCAGACGCCUGGGUCGACCAGUUCACAAGGCCAGUAAACAAAUCUGCCCUUGACAUGGAGUUUGAGCGAGCCAAAUCCGCGAUAGAGUCUGAUGUCGAUUUCUGGGACAAGUUGCAGGCAGAGUUGGAGGAGAUGGCAAAGCGGGACGCUGAGGCUCACCCCUGGCUCUCUGACUACGAUGACCUUGCAUCUGCUUCCUAUGAUAAGGGCUACCAGUUUGAGGAGGACAAUCCCCUGCGAGAUCACCCUCAGCCUUUCGAAGAAGGGCUGCGGCGACUUCAGGAGGGGGACCUGCCUAAUGCUGUGUUGCUGUUUGAGGCAGCUGUGCAGCAGGAUCCUAAGCACAUGGAAGCUUGGCAGUACCUGGGCACCACCCAGGCGGAGAAUGAGCAAGAACUCUUAGCCAUCAGUGCACUGCGGAGGUGUCUGGAGCUGAAGCCAGACAACCGGACGGCACUGAUGGCACUGGCCGUGAGCUUCACCAAUGAGUCACUGCAGCGACAAGCCUGUGAGACGCUGCGGGACUGGCUGCGCUGCACCCCCGCCUAUGCCCAUCUGGUGGCACCUGGGGAAGAAGGGGCCGGAGGGGCAGGACUGGGUUCUGGCAAGCGGAUCUUGGGGUCUCUGCUGUCUGACUCCCUGUUUCUUGAGGUAAAAGAGCUCUUCCUGGCAGCCGUGCGCCUGGACCCGACGUCCAUCGACCCGGAUGUGCAGUGUGGCCUGGGGGUCCUCUUCAACCUGAGCGGGGAAUACGACAAGGCCGUGGACUGCUUCACUGCUGCCCUCAGUGUUCGUCCCAAUGACUAUUUGCUGUGGAAUAAGCUGGGGGCCACACUGGCCAAUGGGAGCCAGAGUGAGGAAGCCGUGGCUGCGUACCGUCGGGCCCUUGAGCUACAGCCUGGCUACAUCCGGUCUCGCUAUAACCUGGGCAUCAGCUGUAUCAACCUGGGGGCCCACCGGGAGGCCGUGGAGCACUUUCUGGAGGCUCUGAACAUGCAGAGGAAGAGCCGGGGCCCGCGGGGGGAGGGAGGUGCCAUGUCAGAGAACAUCUGGAGCACCCUGCGCCUGGCAUUGUCCAUGUUGGGCCAGAGUGAUGCCUACGGCGCGGCGGAUGCCCGGGACCUGUCUGCCCUCCUUGCUAUGUUCGGCCUGCCCCAGUGACAGUGGGACGGGCUGCCCUGUGAGUGCCCACCUGGAGGGGUCUCCGUCCUGGAUGUGACACCCUCUCCCCCAAUGGGUCUCCAAGGGGGUGGGCUGACGACCACAGGCGGUAUGGCUUCUCGGGAGCUGCCUCGGUGCAGGGGUGGAUCGUCGGCUUCUAGGUCCUACGUAAUUGUAGGGUAAGGAGCUGUUGUCUGUGUCCCUUGGUAAUUCAGGGGCUGUGCAUCCAGCUACAGGUCUCUUCUCAUCACGCCCUUUCUUGGUGCUGCUUUCUGGGUAGGACCCAAGGAUAUGGGUAACUGUUGUCAUCAGCUGCCAUUUCUGAGAGGGUCUCCCAUGUUUGUAAUGUCUCUCCUUCCCCCGUGUGACUGGGAAUUGGUAACAGGCCGGCCUUCGAGGGCAGUUGUGUUAGGAGGCUCUGCUGGGCAUCUGUAAUGAUGCUUCUGUCUGGGCUGCGGUAUGGUAGGCAUUGGUUUGGCUCUGGGGAACUGAGCAUUGGUGUAGGUGCUUGCAGAUCUGCCACUCUUGGACUAUCCUUCUGGAUGUGAGCUUGGGUUCCCUGAGUGUGUGACUGUGAUAUAGGAACUCGUGUUGUUACUGUAUGGGUCCUCAGGAACAGCUGGGUCCAGUUGGCUGUGGGAUAGGCGAAGGCUCUUGUGUGGGAUGACCCUGGUGGGGACUCGUCAGGGUCAGAUCAGAGGCUCCAUCCUGGGACUUUAGUGGGGGCACAGAGGGCAUGGGAGUGCAGCAGGCCUCCUAGAAAGACCUGAGUGGGAGUUGUCCUAACUGUAGAAAGUAGGUUCUGAGAUUUCCAUCUUGCCAAAUUCCUAGCAGAGAGGGCACUCUGUGUUACCAUAUGCCUCUACUGUCCUUCCUGAAAUAUGUUUAAGGGAGAGUGGGAAAUUGUUCUUCCCCCACAUUACCACCACAUGGUGAAGACUGAGGAAAGAGGGAGCACUGUGGCCUCUGUUCCCUGUCCCCCGCGUGGGAAACCCUGAAGCCCACUUAGGACUGCUAAGCCUCUUGCCUUGUCUUCAGUAGCUAAUGAUCAGAGAGAUUUUUUUUUUUAACUUACCAUGGUCCCCAGAUUCCAUCCUGAAAUUUAUUUUUCUUUGUAUGAAUAUGUGUAA